Messenger RNA from Verruconis gallopava, 2305 nucleotides. RefSeq lists its product as uncharacterized. Lineage: Eukaryota; Fungi; Ascomycota; Dothideomycetes; Venturiales; Sympoventuriaceae. Gene Ontology annotation, molecular function: nucleotide binding; metal ion binding; hydrolase activity, acting on ester bonds. Gene Ontology annotation, biological process: nucleotide catabolic process. The coding region runs from base 137 to 1999 and encodes 620 amino acids. Gene Ontology annotation, cellular component: cytosol. The transcript has 2 exons. The record is from RefSeq and is a predicted model, not a curated record.
CGUCAUUCCGCCUCGCUGUACAUCAAGUCAACAACCCAGCAAACACGGUCGUGACAUGCGUCCACACCUAGUGCUACGUCUACAUCUUGAUACCUAUAUCGCAUGAAACGCUCGGAGAUGUGAGCGUCCUGUCACCAUGCUCGCAGUUGCCUCUCCGUUGUUAGCCUUGCUGGUGAGUGCUGUAUUCGCUAUACAGCCUGAAGCUCGACCUGCCGUUGCAGCACCGCUACGGGAAUUGCCUUGGUCGCAGUUGAACAUCCUACAUACUACGGAUGUUCAUGGCUGGUUUGGUGGUCAUUUGCAGGAACCUUCAUUUUCCGCUGACUGGGGAGACUAUAUCUCCUUUGCACAUCACCUGCGCAAGAGAGCGGACGAAGAUGGAUCGGACGUUAUACUGGUAGAUACUGGCGAUCGCAUAGAAGGCAACGGCUUGUAUGAUGGCUCAGAUCCGAAGGGCAUCUACAGCUUCGACAUUCUCAAAGAGCAGCACAUCGACUUGAUAUGUUCGGGCAACCACGAGCUGUACAAGGCGAACUCGUCGAACAACGAGUACAAUAUUACAGUUCCAAACUUCAAAGACAGUUACCUUGCGUCCAAUCUUGAUAUCAUUGAUCCUAGAAACGGCAGCCGGGUACCGCUCGCUCCGAGAUACAAGAAGUUUUCGACUAAGAACCAAGGUAUUCGAGUGCUGGCAAUGGGCUUUUUAUUUGACUUCAAGGGCAAUGCGAACAACACAAUCGUGCAGCCGGUGAAAGAGACGGUCAAGGAAGAAUGGUUUCAGAAGGCGAUACGUGACGAGGACGUUGACUUGAUCCUAAUCUUUGGCCAUGUCGCUAUUCGCUCGCCGGAGUAUGACACCAUAUUCAAGGAAAUCAGAAGUGUGCAAUGGGACAUGCCAGUUGCUUUUCUAGGAGGACACACGCAUAUCAGGGAUUACAAAAAGUAUGACAGCAAAUCAUUUGCUCUGGAGAGUGGGAGGUACUUGGAAACUAUAGGCUUCAUGUCGAUUUCUGGCCUGGCCACGCACAAGGGGGACUCGCCGUCUGCACAGAAAAGCAUCAAAUUCGAUCGACGGUACAUUGACAAUAACCUGUUCUCGCUGUACCAUCACUCAGGCACAAACGAGACAACGUUUAAUACGGAGCUAGGCUUUAACACCUCCAAAGCAAUCCAUUCGGCGCGAAAGUCCCUCAAGCUUAACAAGGUACGUGGAUGUGCUCCAACGGAUCUCUUUGUCAACAGGGCACCGUAUCCGUCGAACCACAGCAUCUUCACCUGGCUAGAAAACGAAGUCCUUCCCGAUGAACUUAGCAAGUCCUACCGUUUCACAAAGGAGAAGCGAAAUGCCAUUGUUUUGGUAAACACCGGUGCGCUACGAUUCGACAUUUUCAAAGGCCCGUUCACACGUGAUACCGAAUAUUUAGUCUCCCCAUUCACAUCUGGCUUUCGCUAUGUAGCAGAUGUUCCGCUGAAGACAGCAAAGCGGAUUCUGGAUCUGCUCAAUAACGAGGGACCUUUGGCGAGCCUACUCUCGGUUUCGUACUCCACUGCAGCCACGAAACAGCUUAGCCCCCCGGAAAAGCUGGGCGCGUUCGCACUUGAGGAGCGACGUCUACAUACGGAUGAUUUUCAACCCAUCCCGGGCGCUCAAGCACCACUCAUGACCUCAACACAUGAUGGUCCAGAUCUCAUUCCGGGCUACACCACUGAAGAUGAUGCCGGCACGGAUGGCGACGAUACAAUUCACUCCCCGAUCACAUUUUGGAAUGUCCCCAAUGCGUUUCAAUCGACUGUGGGUUUCAAACUAAAGGACGAAUUGAGUGAAGAUGAAACGGUGGAUGUGGUGUACAAUGAGUUCAUGCAACCAUGGGUAUUGCUUGCACUUGAGUAUUUAGGAACCAAGGUCAGCGCGAAUGAGACAUCAAACUACUUGAAGGGAAAGACAAUGACUGAUGUCAUGGUGGAGUGGAUCGAGAGGAAUUGGGCGAAGAAUUGUUGAAACGAAUGUGUGUACAACGUGAUGAUCUUGGCGUUCUGGUAGACGUGCGGCUUAGAUACUCAAGACAGCGCUUACGCGUUCUUCACUGCAGGGCAUGGACAUUUAACUGAGAGUUUCAAAUCAUUAAAUCCUGCGAUCAUAUUUGUACAUCUUUCGAGAAAUAUGGAAAUGCCGACGUCGAACGGAGACACUCUAUGUCCCCAAAAAUUAAUAAAGGAGAGCCGGGAGGUUCAUAAAAUCCCUUGAUUAAAUAGAGCAUUUUGACCCGUCCGGGCUAAUCACUAUGACGGCUCUUUUGCAUACGCU